Cyprinodon tularosa is the source of this 1195-nucleotide messenger RNA. It is a transcript of the gene phb2b, whose product is annotated as prohibitin 2b. The record is from RefSeq and is a predicted model, not a curated record. The transcript has 10 exons. Gene Ontology annotation, biological process: mitochondrion organization. The coding region runs from base 134 to 1054 and encodes 306 amino acids. Gene Ontology annotation, cellular component: membrane; mitochondrion. Lineage: Eukaryota; Metazoa; Chordata; Actinopteri; Cyprinodontiformes; Cyprinodontidae.
GCUGAACUGCAGGACAGAAACUCCUCCCUAUCGCUGGGGGGCAGCACCGUUAGAGGCCGGCCACAUGUUUAAAUAACACUGCAUUUCCCAGCAGGCUGUUCGGUGUCGACCUUGGAUUUCAUCGAGCUGCAGCAUGUCGAGCAAGGAGCCGAAUCGCUUCAUCCAGCACCUGAGGGACCUGACGGGCCGCAUGUCUUCAUCUGGAGGCAGAGGAGCCGGACUUGGCCUGAAACUUCUGCUGGGAGCUGGAGCCCUGGUCUAUGGCGUCAGAGAAGCCACCUACACAGUGGAGGGCGGCCAGAGAGCCAUCAUCUUCAACCGGAUUGGAGGGAUGCAGAUGGACACCAUCCUGUCAGAGGGACUCCACUUCAGGAUCCCAUGGUUCCAGUACCCUAUCAUCUAUGAUAUCAGGGCUAAACCCAGGAAGAUCUCCUCGCUGACCGGAAGCAAAGACCUGCAGAUGGUGAACAUCGGCGUGCGGGUUCUGUCCAGGCCGAUGGCGUCCAGCCUGCCCGCCAUGUACCAGCAGCUGGGGAAGGACUACGAUGAACGAGUCCUGCCUUCCAUUGUCAACGAGGUCCUGAAGUCGGUGGUGGCCAAGUUCAACGCGUCGCAGCUCAUCACGCAGAGAGCCCAGGUUUCCCUGCUGGUGCGUCGGGAGCUGGUGGAGCGAGCCAAGGACUUCCGGAUCAUUCUGGAUGACGUGUCCAUCACAGAGCUGAGCUUCAGCAGCCAGUACACGGCAGCCGUGGAGGCCAAGCAAGUCGCCCAGCAGGAGGCGCAGCGAGCUCAGUUCUGGGUGGAGAAAGCCAAGCAGGACCAAAGACAGAAGAUCAUCCAGGCGGAGGGAGAGGCUGAAGCUGCUAAGAUGUUGGGCCAGGCUGUGACCAAGAACCCAGGUUACCUGAAGCUGAGGAAAAUCAGAGCGGCUCAGAACAUCGCAAAGACGGUCUCUACGUCUCAGAACAAAGUCUACCUUAAUGCUGACAGUUUGGUUCUGAACCUGCAGGACCAGACGUCCUUCAACAGCUUUCUGUCUGCGCAGAAGAAGUGAGGAUGAGGCGUAACCAGUGGCGACGCAACAGGAAGAGAAGGACGGACUUUCUCUGCCUCCAUCAUGUUUAGAAGUGGCUUUUAUAUCUUUCAGUCUGUACACCUGUCUAUGUGUAAAGCAAUAAAGUGGUGUUAUAAACGA